Messenger RNA from Cephus cinctus (wheat stem sawfly), 3087 nucleotides. It is a transcript of the gene Mapmodulin, whose product is annotated as acidic leucine-rich nuclear phosphoprotein 32 family member A. Lineage: Eukaryota; Metazoa; Arthropoda; Insecta; Hymenoptera; Cephidae. The coding region runs from base 193 to 951 and encodes 252 amino acids. The record is from RefSeq and is a predicted model, not a curated record. The transcript has 8 exons. Gene Ontology annotation, cellular component: nucleus. Gene Ontology annotation, molecular function: histone binding.
AGCGUAGGGCCUAAGCCAGAAUCGAACCGCCGUUGGGUUGACUCUUCGGUACGGUGGUGGCUCUGUCCGACUGGCGACCGACCGACCGUCCGUCCGUCAUAUUCCCGGUUUGAAAGCAAGGUUGCGACUAGUCGCUGCGACGCAGGAAGGUGCAGUGAUCGGUGUUAGGAGUCUUAAACGGAUCUGGAGGCCAUGGAGAAGCGGAUAGACCUUGAGAAGCGGGGAAGGAGCCCCGGCGAAAUCACAGAAUUUGUGCUGGAUAAUUGUCGGAGUACGAAUAUCGUUGGUUUGACAGAUGAAUUUGUUGCUCUAGAGACGCUGAGUCUUAUCAACGUGGGCCUUACCAGCCUGAAAGGUUUUCCAAAAUUACCAAACCUUAAAAAGUUGGAACUGAGCGACAAUCGAAUUUCGGGUGGAUUGAACAUACUCCACACGAGCCCUAAAUUAACUCAUCUGAACCUCAGUGGAAACAAAAUAAAAGACCUUGACACGCUACAGCCAUUGGAGCAAUUCAAGAACUUGAAGAGUUUGGACCUUUUCAACAAUGAAGCGACGAGUAUUGAUAAUUACAGAGAGAAAGUAUUCAGCCUUAUUCCUAGUCUACGGUAUCUUGAUGGAUAUGAUAUAGAUGAUUGCGAGGUAGAUGACAGCGAAGACGAUGAAGUCAAUGGAAAUGAUGAUGUUGAUGGUGAUGCUAAUGAAGACGACAGUGAAGAGGCAUCGGAUGAAGAUGACGACGACGACGAAGCAGAUGACUGUGGCGUUUGCUUAGAAACUGUAUACAAAGAAGAUCUUGAGGAUGACAGUUGCGAGGAAGAUUAUUUGGGCGAGGAGGAGGAGGAGGACGAUGAUGACGUUAAUGAUGAUGAUGAACAAGAAGAAGAAGAAGAAACGUCUCCUACCCGAGGUAAGAAGAGAAAACACGAGGACGGCGGUGAUUCGGGGAACUAAAACCUUAAAGGAAGGUUUUUUUGCUGCUGUUGAAUGAGUGUAAAAUUCGUAUAAAUAAUAACAACAAUUGCGCCGCCAAGUGAACAGCUGGGAAUCAAACUAAUUGACCGACCAAUGACAGACUACAGUUAGUGGUGUGAAUUUAUCAGUAAAUCAUUGACUGCGAAAUUGUCUGUGGAAUGACAAACAAUUAAGUAUACAAGGAAGAGAGAUGUGAAUGAAACAGCGGAAAGGAUUAAGAUGGCAUAAAUAGGGCCGCAUUCCAGCUAGACCCAACACGUUUUAGUUAUACUAACGAUAUUUUAUAUAGAGUAUAUAGUUAGAGAAUUAGAGGUGUUGCAUAGUGGGCAAAGGGUUUGGAUAUUAGAAGAUUGAUGGUGACAAGUAUGAUGCUGAUGAUUAUGACGACAAUGACAGUGAUGACAAGGACAGUGACAGUGACGAUAUGACGAUGACUAUGAUAAUGAGGAUUCAGAAGGAGAUAGCGGGGUUUUACACUCGAAGGAGCGUAUUUGUCUGUUAGCUCCAGUCGGCCAAAGGCUGGUCAUGCUGGAAUGCAGCCGUCGUUAAUCAGUACUAAGGUUACAUAAGUUACAUUUUAAAUACAUUAUUAUUGUACCAGUAAUAAGUAUAGAGUAAACGAGGAACAACUUUUGUACAGGUUUACACCAUACAUUGAGGUGCACUAUGCCACUGUGAUUUUUGGGACAGAAAAUAAAGAAACGAAGACAUUACGAAUCUUUUCACGUCUGUUGAUCUGUUUGAAAUCCACAAUGUAAUGUCUGGUUCGACUGAGACGGGCAUAAAUUGUCUGUGUCUCCUGACAAAUUUAAAAACAACAAAUUCCUGAAAUAAACAAUAACGUACCGCAACAAUAAUAAUUGACGGAGGGAUUGACACAAGUCAUUUGGUCUGACUUCCUUUUUACUCAUCAUUACUGAAUUAAAAAAUUUAUAUAUUUCAAUGUAAACAUGUUUUUUCAGAACUUGUGAAAAUUUCAAGAGGUAUAUUUAUGUAAUUGAAUAAUUUGUGCAUUUAUAUGUUGCGAAUAAUUCGGUGCGAACUUAAUAGCGAAAAACAAACAUCAGUUUUGCAUUCAACGUCGACUCUGAUUAUUUAAUACAAACGUGUUUGUACAUAAAGAAAAUUUCAUAGUUCAACGGCGUUAAAUUUUCGUAACUGUCGAGUCAUUUAAAAUGUAACUAUAUUUUGAUAUUAUUGCGAUUAGCUGUUAGCGGUUAAUCGUUUAUUUCACCCUGAAGAUUAGUUUAAAAAGAAACCUGUAAUACGACUUAAUUGUAGAAAAUAGGAAGAAAUAUAUUAAAGUCCAAUAACACAAGUUUUCUUAGCUAAGAGUAUCAUGAAAUCAAAACAUAACAUCAAAAUCGCACACCAGGCAAAAAGUUUCGAUUAGUUUCUGUCUCCGAAAUUGCCAAUGCGCUGACAACAUCUUGCGAUGUAUAACGCGUGAAGAUAAUGAAUAAUGAUCAUUAUUAUUAUAUUAUUAUUAUUAUAUACUAUUAUCGAUCAAUUUCGAAAUUGCGAUUACUAUGAUUUAAAGAACAACAACAACCAAUAUUCGCACGUUUAAGUAAUACUUGAAGUCCGGAAUGUCUGGUAGUGAGAAGGAAGAUGACAAAAGGAUACGAAAUAGAUUAGAUUUGGACGAACUGAAGAAUUUUCUUGAAAACAAAGAAAAACAGUGGACGAGAAUAAGUGGCAGAAAGACAGAAGAUAACAAACGAUGCAACAAACAAGAGAAAUGGCGGCACUGUGACGGUUGACAGACAGACUGACACGACAUUACGAAAGAAAAUAAGUGAAGCAACACAGAAGUUAAAGGAAGAGAGGAAGGAUUGGAUUUUAUAAACGAAAAAAUUGUCAAGAAAAUAAAAAAAACUGUAGAGACGAAGGACCUGGCACAGCCUUGCCGCCAGAUUGGUUAUGGCCUUAUCCAAUUUUUCCAAGAUUUUAAAAGCAAAUUUAUAUUAGGUACAAUGAGUGAACUACGUGUACAGAUUGAAAUCUGUAAAUUUCCGAUCUGUAAUUUGUAAUUGCGGCUCGCGCGGAAGGGAUCGUAUUGAAAAAAAAAAGUAAAUUAUAAGUAGUAAUUACAAUUCCGCGCGCCCCGCGACA